CCGCGCGCACCGCCCGGCUGGAGGGCGUGGCCGGGCCGCGCUGAUGUAAUCCCGCGCCUGGGCGGAAGGAUAUGGAACGCGGCCUGGUUGGCGGGGCUCUGAGGCCAGUUGCCAGGUAACGGAGAGGAGCGGCCGCGCAGCACCGCCUCUUGCCCUCCGCCGAGUGGCGCCGGGGCCGCCGCUGCUUUACGUCAGGCGCAAGCCAGGGCCGUCCGGCGCUCGGCAGCCGCCCGCAGCCCCGAGCGCGAGCUGAGGCGCCCGCCCGCGGUGCCCGGCAGCCUCGUCAGGUUCUGCCCAAGUCUUACAUUUGGCUUCAAUGUGAAAUGAAAGCAGAAGGUUCCAUCCGCACGUGCGCUGAUGUCUGGAUGCUGAUGUGCUGGCCAUGCCUAGAGAGGGAAGCUCUGUCCUAGACAGCUGACUGUGGCCUGGUCAGCACUCCUCCUCCAUGUCCAGCACCCCCUGCCGCUGCUGGAGUGAAGAACCCCUCCGCACUGCACCAGGACCUGCGCUGUGGGAAGCGCCCUGCCCGCUGAGGAUGCCCGCCACCUAACUUCAUGCACCUGUCUGUGCCCUCACCGUGGGUGCUUCGCCAUCUGAGAGCUCCUCGAGUUCUUGUCCAGACCUUGCGUCUGCUUCUGACAUGUCUCUGCUUCAUGCUUUGGGCCCAGUGCAGACCUGGCUGGGACAAGAGCUGGAGAAAUGUGGCAUUGAUGCCAUGAUCUAUACGCGCUAUGUCCUCAGUCUUCUGCUACAUGACAGCUAUGACUAUGACCUGCAGGAACAGGAGAAUGACAUCUUCCUGGGCUGGGAGAAAGGAGCUUACAAGAAGUGGGGAAAGAGUAAAAAGAAGUGUUCAGAUCUAACUCUGGAGGAGAUGAAAAAGCAGGCUGCUGUCCAGUGUCUUCGGUCUGCUUCUGAUGAAAGCUCUGGAAUCGAGACCUUGGUGGAGGAGCUCUGCUGCAGACUGAAAGACCUGCAGAGCGAGCAAGAAGAGAAGAUUCACAAAAAGUUGGAGGGGUCUCCCUCUCCAGAGGCCGAAUUAUCCCCCCCAGCAAAGGAUCAAGUGGAGAUGUACUAUGAAGCAUUUCCACCGCUUUCUGAGAAACCAGUUUGCCUGCAGGAAAUCAUGACCGUGUGGAACAAGUCCAAGGCCUGUUCUUACUCCAGCUCCUCUUCGUCAUCUACAGCGCCCCCAGCGAGCACAGACACAUCUUCUCCCAAGGACUGCAACAGCGAGAGUGAAGUCAUCAAGGAAAGAAACACCAUGCACGAGAAAGCCCAGAGCAGAAGCAGACAUGAGAAGGAGAACAAACUGAGCAACAGCAAUGUGGAAGAAAAGCCCACCUCACACAAAAAGCAGAUCCGACACAAACUGGAAGGGAAGAUGCGCCCUCGCUCCUGGUCUUCCGGCUCUAGUGAAGGAGGCUCAAGUUCAAGCGGUAAUCAGGGAGAAGCCAAAGCAUCCAUGAAGUAUAUUAAAGUCAGACACAAGGCGCGAGACAUUCGAAACAAGAAAGGGCGGAACGGGCAAAGCAGGCUGUCCCUGAAGCACGGGGAGAAGGCAGAGAGGAGCAUGCAUGCAGGCAGCGGCGGUGGUGGCAGCAGCAGCAGCAGCGGGUCCAUCAGGCAGCUGUGCAAGCGGGGUAAGCGGCCAGUCAAGGAGGCAGGGAGAAAAGAUCCCGGGAGCACUGGAGGGAAGGAGCUGUACGCAGAGAGCAGGAACAACAAGGAGUACAAAGAGGAGCCGUUGUGGUACACCGAACCAAUUGCUGAAUAUUUUGUUCCUUUAAGCAGAAAAAGUAAAUUAGAGACCACAUACCGGAACAGACAAGACACGAGUGCUCUGACACCAGAGGCAGUGGAAGACUUGACUGAGUCAGUGCAUGGUCUUUGUAUCAGCAACAAUAAUACUCACAAAACAUACCUCGCAGCAGGUACUUUCAUUGAUGGUCAUUUUGUAGAAAUGCCUGCGGUUAUAAAUGAGGAUAUCGACCUCACUGGGACCUCAUUAUGUUCUCUGCCAGAGGACAACACAUACCUAGAUGAUAUUCAUCUGUCAGAACUAACACACUUCUACGAAGUGGAUAUUGAUCAAUCCAUGUUGGAUCCUGGUGCCUCAGAAACCAUGCAAGGAGAAAGUCGGAUCUUGAAUAUGAUUCGACAAAAAAGCAAAGAGAAUACAGAUUUUGAGGCAGAAUGUUGCAUAGUGUUAGAUGGCAUGGAGUUGCAAGGGGAACGUGCAAUAUGGACAGAUUCGACCAGCUCGGUGGGUGCUGAGGGCCUGUUCCUGCAAGACCUCGGCAACCUGGCGCAGUUUUGGGAGUGCUGCUCGUCCAGCUCUGGCGACGCCGAUGGAGAGAGCUUUGGAGGAGACUCUCCAGGCAGGCUCUCUCCCAUCUUGGACAGCACAAUGCUCAACUCACACUUGCUUGCUGGCAAUCAAGAGCUCUUUUCAGAUAUUAAUGAAGGAUCUGGUAUAAACUCUUGUUUUUCAGUGUUUGAAGUGCAAUGCAGUAAUUCUGUUUUACCAUUUUCUUUUGAAACACUCAACUUGGGAAAUGAAAAUACAGAUUCUAGUGCUAAUAUGCUUGGGAAAACACAAUCUAGAUUGCUAAUAUGGACCAAAAAUAGUGCCUUUGAAGAAAAUGAACACUGUUCUAAUCUUUCAACAAGAACUUGUAGUCCGUGGUCCCAUUCGGAAGAAACACGUUCAGACAACGAGACAUUGAGCAUUCAGUUUGAAGAAUCCACACAGUUUAAUGCAGAUGAUAUUAAUUACGUAGUUCCUAGAGUCUCCUCAAAUUAUGUAGAUGAAGAACUUCUAGAUUUUUUGCAAGAUGAAACUUGCCAGCAAAACAGUAGAACUUUAGGAGAAAUUCCAACGUUAGUUUUCAAAAAAAGAUCUAAACUAGAAUCUGUCUGUGGUAUUCAGCUAGAACAAAAAACAGAAAACAAAAACUUUGAAACUACACAAGUGUGUAGUGGAAGCAGUCCACAUGGAGAUGGCUACAGCUCAGGGGUUAUUAAAGACAUUUGGACAAAGAUGGCAGACAGGAGUUCUGUGGCUACAGUGGAGAUAGAAGGGAUUGAGGGUGAGUUGUUUUCUUCAGAUGUGAAUAACUACUGCUGCUGUUCAGACGCGGAGGCUAAGCUGGAGCCGCUGCAGGAGCCUAGCAGGGCAGUGCGGAGAUCAGAGUAUCGCCUCUGGGAGGGGGAGCGAGGGGACCUGGAGAAGAGGGCCUUUGUCUCUGGUGAGCUCUCCAAGGUGGAUGGUGGUGAUUACACCACGCCCUCGAAACCGUGGGAUGUGGCCCAGGAUGAAGAGAAUGCCUUCAUCCUUGGUGGGGUCUAUGGAGAACUCAAGACCUUCAGUAGUGAUGGGGAAUGGGCAGUCGUGCCACCCGGCCAUGCCAAAGGAAGCUUGCUACAGUGCGCAGCUUCCGAUGUUGUGACCAUAGCUGGGACCGACGUCUUUAUGACCCCGGGAAACAGCUUUGCCCCUGGUCACAGGCAGUUGUGGAAACCCUUCGUAUCAUUUGAACAAAACGAUCAGCUGAAGAGUGCGGAAAAUGGGUUAAAUAAAGGAUUUUCUUUUAUCUUCCAUGAAGACUUACUAGGAGCUUGUGGUAACUUUCAAGUUGAAGAUCCUGGACUUGAAUAUUCAUUCUCUUCCUUUGACUUAAGUAAUCCGUUUUCACAAGUUCUUCAUGUAGAAUGUUCAUUUGAACCUGAAGGGAUUACAUCUUUCAGCCCCACUUUUAAGCCCAAAUCAAUCCUCUGCUCUGACUCAGACAGUGAAGUGUUUCACCCUAGGAUAUGUGGUGUUGACAGGACCCAGUACAGAGCCAUCCGCAUCUCUCCCAGGACUCAUUUCCGCCCCAUCUCUGCAUCGGAACUGUCCCCAGGAGGAGGAAGCGAGUCAGAGUUCGAGUCUGAGAAAGAUGAAGCCAGUGUUCCCAUUCCUCCUCAGGUGGAUGUCUUUGAAGAUCCACAGGCAGAUCUCAAACCUCUGGAAGAAGAUGCAGAGAAAGAAGGCCAUUACUAUGGAAAAUCAGAGCUUGAGUCUGGGAAAUUCCUUCCCAGGUUAAAAAAGUCUGGAAUGGAAAAGAGUGCUCAGACAUCACUAGAUUCCCAGGAGGAGUCAACUGGGAUUCUACCAGCCGGAAAGCAGAAUCAGUGUUUGGAAUGUAGCAUGAGUGAAUCUCUGGAAAUAGAUUUAGAAAGCUCAGAAGCAAAUUGUAAAAUAAUGGCACAGUGUGAGGAAGAAAUUAAUAACUUUUGCAGUUGCAAAGCAGGUUGUCAGUUCCCUGCUUAUGAAGAUAAUUCAGUUUCUUCGGGACAGUUGGAAGAGAUUGGGAAGAAAGAAAAAGAGGAAAGAAGCAAGAGUCUGCGCCGUAUCACUACCAUGUUCCUUCGCUUCCUAUUUCCUGGAUUGAACACUGAUAUGCAAGAAAUGAGUAGAAGUCAAGAAAAGCAGACCUGGUGGGAAAAAGCCCUGUACUCUCCCCUUUUUCCUCCAUCAGAAUGUGAAGAAUGCUACACAAAUGCCAAGGGAGAGAAUGGCCUAGAAGACAUUAAAGAAAUACCCAGCAGUGAAGAACAUCUGUUAGAUUUUAAUAGGGUGUCUUCUGUCUAUGAAGCGCGGUGUGCCGGAGAGGGCGGUCCCGGGGUCCGGGCCAACGGCCUCUGCAGGAAGACGCGCUCCAGCGCCAGCUCUGAGCCUGGAGACUCAGGCUCUGAUGGCAGUGGCGAGUGGGGGGCCGCUCGCGAGGGGGCACUCUUCUCCCGGACGCACCUCUGACUCACAUUAGCGCCUAUGGCUCUCCACGCAGUGCCGUGGGAAGCUGCCCUUCGUGAGGCCCAUCCACCUGAAGCAGCAGCAUAGGUUUCCCGAGUAACUGAUUCCAACCCGUGACUUCUCCUCCUCCUCACUUGAGCAUUGAGGACCGUGGUCCUGUUGAAGAUUUCUUUCCCAGCUGUGCAUCCUUGGCUAUUGAGUAGACUAGAUGUGCUGUCCGAUCCAGAAUGGGUGUGCAUGUGCUCGUCCUCCAGGGGCCGCUGCCCUCGCCCCAUAGCCACAGGCCCCUCCCUUGCACUGUGAUGACAUCACUGUCACUCGUCAGCACUACUGUGCUGACUCCACUUCUGCUGUUCAGAGACUUUAGCUUCAGAGUGUUGAGCUGUGUCCUCUAAGCACUGGGAGAGCGCUCUCCCCACAGUGGGGCAUCCUCUCCGGGGUGGGAGAGUGCAAGGGACUCAUCCCGGCUCCGUCCAGGGGAUGCCGUGGACCUGGCAGGAAGAGUGCAAGGGUGUGCGUGCGUCGGGAGGCUCUCAGCACGCUGCGUCCUCCCGGGGUUUCUCCUGAAGUAGCAUGAGGGUACCAUGGGGUGUCUUGUGUUGCUAACCGAGCAUGCCAAGGUUUUGGGGCAUCCGAUGGGGUGCCUGCCCCUCUGCCCUGACUAGGAGGGUGUUGCCAUGUGUCUGCACCAAGACGCAGGCCCAGCUCUCUGAAGAGGGUGAGCCCAGUACAGAGCUGUGGUUGCUGGUUGUGGUUUUCCUGGUGACUGUUCAGUCCCCCAAACCUGAACUUGUGAGCAUUGGACAUGGAAUAGAGGCCCUGUCACCCCACGGGAACCUUCGACUGCCACAGCUCGCCACUCCCGUGGCGUGGCUUGGUGUGACAUGGCGUGGCAUGGCAUGUUGUGCUGUUGCUGCUCUCAUCCAUGUCUGAGAGGAUACGGCAAGUGGUUCCUCGUGCCGUGGGUGGGUGGCCAGAGUGCUGUCCACGUGCCCCAGCACUGCUGUUCUGGUCGGCACCAUGUGUCAUGGUUCCCUGGGGGAGCUGGUCUGUCUUUUCGUCUGUACCCUCUGAUCACUUUGGCUCUCCAGCCACGCAGUGGCAGGGUCAAGACAGGGAGCCGUAUCGGCAAAACUGAAACAUUUUAAGUUGUUCUUCAACCAACUCAUCCUGUUGCAGUCAGUUCCAUGUGGUGACCUCAGGAACAGGGAGAUGCCUGGCGUGGCCCAACAGCCUGGCCACUCCUCUGGCUGUGAAGAGCCUGGUUGGCCCCAAGGGUUUGUGUGUGUCGCCCUGUUCUUAGGUGACAGCACAGAAAAUGGCACAAAGGCUGUGGUCCUGGAGGUUCCGUGUCACCUUUCUCUCCCGCAGUAGUCCAGCGUGCUCGCUGGGCUCCGUCCCACCACCUGUUAGGGUACAUUUUUAUACAGCACAUCUUGGACACUUUACAGUGGGGUGUGUGGGUGUGUGUGUGUGUGUGUGUGUGUGCGCGCGCGUGCGUGCGCAUGGGUAAGGUUUUAUGUUGCUGUUAUUUAUUUACAGACAUCAGAUAAGUUGUUACGUAUUUUUCUUUCUUCUGGAGCUUCCUAAAAACUGAUUAGCAUCUGCACUGAACUAUAAUAGCAAAGGCAAAAAAGAAGUGGAAGUUGUGAAUUCCUAAAGUCACUGAAGCGGCAGUUUCCCUAGAGUCGCUGCUCGAGUCGCAGAGACCAAAUGAGCAGGUUUGAGGUGCAGCCUUGGGCUGAGAGGCUGCCUCAGGCGGGCGCCAGCAGCCCUGGUGCAGAGAACACCUGCCCCAGUGGGGUGGAGUAGGGAUGGCCACGGAAUGGCGAAUUCUGUGUUGAUUGGUUUUCAUGAUUAAGUGGCUAAAGCUGAGAGACUUUCGGCAGCAGCUGGAAGUGUGGUGUUUAGUUUUUGUGAAUGGUGGCAGGCGCCGAGGCGCACUGUGGUAUGAAGCGCAUUGCACAGCCAUAGCACUGAAGUAUCAGUUUCCGUUCCUGGGCUGAGAUUUCUUUCCCGUGGUUGUAUUGUUCUGAUUUCACGUACACCAGAAUAACAGGUUUUUGUUUUCUUGUGGAGUUAACACCAAAUAAAAAUAAAAAUGAAGCA
This is a messenger RNA of Cavia porcellus (domestic guinea pig), 6907 nucleotides long. RefSeq names its product KIAA0232 ortholog. Lineage: Eukaryota; Metazoa; Chordata; Mammalia; Rodentia; Caviidae. Bases 641 to 4801 code for a protein of 1386 amino acids. The record is from RefSeq and is a predicted model, not a curated record. The transcript is spliced from 10 exons.